CGCAGUUUUCCCAGCGUCCUGCUUGCAGUGGCGCUUUGCGCGGUCAUCUGGCGUCCAUUUGAGCUGCUGGUUGACUGGGCUCGUCCCAGCGGCAGCGGGGGAAGGGUCCGAUUGGGUGCCCGCUAUGGCCGUCUGGUGGCAGACCCUUGUGGCGGCCCUUGGGGGCGUUGUAGGCCUCAUACUGUUUUUGUCGCCCGGCAAAGCAGUGCUGCGCGCCAGGAGUGAGCGCGUGCUCGGGGACUUGAACCCGCUGCCCUUCCCCGCCAUCGCCGCCAACUGCGCGGGCUGGAUCGCCUACUCCUACGUCACCAGCGAUGUGCUGGUGCUGUGGCCAAACGCCGCCGGCUUCCUGCUGGGCAUGUUUUACACGAUGAGCGCGUACGGGCUUGCCGACACCAAGACGCGCGACCGCCAGAUCGCCAUCAUGCUGCUCUUCUCGGCGGUCAUCAUCGUGGUGGGGUCGGUGGGCACACUGGGCCACAUGUCGCAGCACGGCCUCAAGACGCUGUGGGGCUUCACCUCAAACGCCAUCCUGCUCAUCUUCUACGCCUCCCCGCUGUCCACGGUGCUGGAGGUGGUGCGCAGCCGCUCCUCAGCCACGCUCAACCUGCCGCUGUCGGUGAUGAACGUCAUCAACGGCACGCUGUGGCUGGUGUAUGGCCUUGCCAUCAGCGAUCUGUUCAUCGCGGUGCCAAACGGGGUGGGAGCAGCACUGGGGAUCGUCUACUGCGCCCUCCUCUGCGUCUUCCCUCACAAAGCAGCCAAGCGGUCGCCACCCAACUCCGACUCUAACACCACAUCGUCGCGGAGGGAGCUGAUGGUGGAUGGCGGCGCCACAGUCAGCGGCGACCACGAGCUGGGACUGGCAGCUGCGGCGGUGGACGCGGACGGGGCGGGCGGUCCCGCUGGCGCGAGCCGUGUGUGACUCGAGGAUACUGCGCUGUUUCUACGUGUGAACCCAGGAUACUGCUGCGCUCUGUUCCCCUAUAUAUCUUCAUCACUCUUGUCCUUGCUUGGCACCCGCUCCCUGCUUCCUCUCCUUUGCCAUCUAAUCCCUGCUAUCUACAAUUUUGUUUCAUCAACCCUUUGCGUCUGGGCGGCACAUUUUGUUCAGCCCGCGCCUGACUGCGUGCCUGACACGGCACUGAUGCAUGCAAGCACAUUACAUAGCAUCGGGCAUGCAUGUACAACAAAAUGCAAUAAACGACAGGUCAACUGAAAUACAAAAGCAAGC
Molecule: messenger RNA, 1234 nt
Organism: Chlorella variabilis
Lineage: Eukaryota; Viridiplantae; Chlorophyta; Trebouxiophyceae; Chlorellales; Chlorellaceae
Exons: 7
Coding region: 125-925 (266 amino acids)
Cellular component (GO): membrane
Molecular function (GO): sugar transmembrane transporter activity
Source: RefSeq, a predicted model, not a curated record